GUUGAAAAUGUUCUGGAGCCUUCUGUCGUUAAUACCGGUGUGAAUUAGACUCUACUCAGCAGGGUUUUAAUUAUAAUCGAACUCGCUGAAAUCUUAUUUGGAAAUCUAUUUUUUCUAAUUAAUAAAAAGCAAUAGACGAAUCGAGACAUUAUGGACAAGAUUACUGAAUUGAAGGACAAAGGAAACAAAGCUCUGCAAGAGGGCAAAUAUGACGAGGCUGUUAAAUAUUACACCGAGGGAAUAGCAAUUGACGGUUCAAAUCACGUUCUUUACAGUAACAGAUCAGCAGCUUAUGCCAAGGCCGAAAAAUACAGUCAAUCACUCGAAGACGCCGAGAAGACCGUAACACUUCAACCAACAUGGGCAAAAGGUUAUUCACGAAAAGGCAGUGCCUUAGCUUAUUUGGGAAAAAUUGACGAAUCAAUAAAAGCCUAUGAAACUGCUCUUCAACUUGAUCCAUCGAAUGCACAAAUAAAAGAGAGUCUCGCCGAUUUAAAAGCACAACAGGGACCAUCAAUUGGCAAUCCAUUCAGCGCUCCCGAUUUAUUCAUCAAAUUACGCAGCGAUCCAAGAACAAAAGCCUAUCUCGACGAUCCCGAAUAUUUAAAAAUGAUUCAAGACCUCCGUACAAAUCCAAAUCUUUUAAAAACAAAAUUAAUGGACACACGAAUAAUGACAACAAUCGCCGUUCUUUACGGCGUCAAUAUGACAACAAUGGACGAACCAAUGGAAACAGAUUUUCCACCAAAAAAGGAAGAAGCCCCUCAGAAAAAAUCCAAAGAUGAGCCAAAAUCAAAACCCGAGGAUAAUUUACCCCUCGAAAAGAGGCAAGCACUAGAGGAGAAAAAUCAAGGUAACGAAGCUUACAAGAAGAAAAAUUUCGAAGUUGCCCUCGAACACUACAAUAAAGCCGUGAAACUCGAUCCAACUGAUAUCACAUUCCAAUUAAAUAUCGCCGCCGUUUACUUUGAACAAAAAGAAUAUCAAAAAUGCAUCGAACAAUGCGAGCAGGCAAUUGAAAUUGGUCGCGAAAAUCGUGCCGAUUUCAAGCUAAUAGCAAAAGCAUUCACAAGAAUAGGACAUUCUUAUAAAAAAAUAAAUCAAUGGAAACAGGCGAAAAUUAAUUACGAAAAAUCAAUGUCCGAACAUCGUACACCUGAAAUUCGUACAUUAUUGUCGGAUAUUGAGAAGAGAAUUAAGGAGGAGGAGCGAAAGGCUUAUAUUGAUCCAGUUAAGGCCGAGGAGGAAAAAGAAUUGGGCAAUGAGAAAUUUAAAAUUGGUGACUACGCGGCGGCGGUUAAACAUUAUACGGAGGCAAUAAUGAGAAAUCCAGAUGAUCCGAAAUAUUACAGUAAUCGAGCUGCGUGUUAUACGAAAUUGGCGGCUUUUGACUUGGGUUUGAAGGAUUGUGAAAAAUGCGUGGAAAUUGAUGCGAAAUUCAUCAAGGGCUGGAUAAGAAAGGGAAAAAUUUUACAGGGAAUGCAACAGCAGGGUAAGGCACUGAGUGCUUAUCAAAAGGCAUUGGAUUUAGAUCCAACUAAUGGAGAGGCAUUGGAGGGAUAUCGUUCGUGUUCUGUUGCGGUUAGUUCGAAUCCUGAGGAGGUGAGAAAACGUGCGAUGGGCGAUCCUGAAGUUCAAAGUAUAAUGAGAGAUCCAGCGAUGAGAUUGAUUCUUGAACAAAUGCAAAAUGAUCCCAAAGCAUUGCAAUACCACCUUAAAAAUCCGGACAUUGCGGCCAAAUUGCAAAAACUUCUCGAAUCCGGUCUGAUUGCAAUUAACUGAAGGGAAGAACACUUUUUUUUACCAUGUACAGCUCAAGUGUAAAGUUCUCUUUCUUCAGCGUCGAUCGAUUUCGACAUUAACUAUUGCCGAAGUAUCGCUUUCUUUUUUUUUUAAUUUUACAAUACUGAUUUAAACAAACUUUUUUUUAAAAAAACACAUCCAUUAGUAUUUUAAUGAGAGAAAAUCUUUAUAUUCAACAAAUUACACGUAGAUUCGUGAUAAAUUUUCUUUAAUUUUAUAUGGUAAAACCAAUUAAAAACCAUUUUAUGUCAGAAGUUCUUUUUUAAUUUAAAUAAAAAAAAUAUUUGUAAUA
Molecule: messenger RNA, 2095 nt
Organism: Leptopilina heterotoma
Lineage: Eukaryota; Metazoa; Arthropoda; Insecta; Hymenoptera; Figitidae
Gene: Stip1
Product: stress-induced-phosphoprotein 1
Exons: 3
Coding region: 151-1782 (543 amino acids)
Molecular function (GO): Hsp90 protein binding
Source: RefSeq, a predicted model, not a curated record